Serinus canaria (Common canary) is the source of this 661-nucleotide messenger RNA. It is a transcript of the gene TMEM207, whose product is annotated as transmembrane protein 207. Lineage: Eukaryota; Metazoa; Chordata; Aves; Passeriformes; Fringillidae. The record is from RefSeq and is a predicted model, not a curated record. The transcript has 5 exons. Bases 1 to 468 code for a protein of 155 amino acids.
AUGUUUCUCACAUUAAUGAUGUGGAGACCUGGAGUGUUAUGUUUAACUUCAUGGAUCACAGCAGGAAUUGCAGUUCUGUCUUUAACCUUCUUCCAGUCAGCAGACUCCGGGUCGGACUGUGGGCUUGGCAAGAGGUGCGUUGGACAGAGUGAUGAAAACUUUAGCAGCUGGUAUAUGUGGUUCCUGGUGUUGUUUUUCCUGGCCCUGCUCCUGUCCUGCGGGAUCUGCUGCUCCCUGCAGUGCUGGCUGAAGUGGCGGAGCUGCCUCCCCCGACGCACCGUGGCUGUCUUUGCCCUCAGCAGCUCAGAUGCCUUUUGUGCUACUGAAGCACCUCCGUGCCCAUUCUCCGGAUCCCUGAGCUCCUGCAGGACUGCAGAGAUUUCCUCUUCUCCUGCCCCUUGCUUCAGCCUCGGGGGAACCGAAUUGCCUCCAUCUUAUGAGGAAGUUAUGAAGGAAAACAAGCUCUAGACACCACAUGCUGGCUUUCAGGGAUCCUACUUGGUUCAUCAGAGGUCUUCCAUCGUGCCAAAGGAGUGCAAGAUCAAAUCAGCCUUUUCCACAGGUUGGCUGAGACUGAAAAGCAGCACAAAUUUCAUACGAACCUGAAAGAUGAGACUAAAUGCAACAGAAUAAAUGCCAAAAGUAUGUGUUGAAUCUGUCA